AUGCGCAUCCUCCUCACCGGCGCCACCGGCCGUGUCGGCCAAUACACCCUCGCCCACCUCGCAGCCGAGGGCCACACCGUGCUGGCCACCGACGUCCGCCCACCGCCCGCCACGGCGCCGGCGUUCCCUGCCAACGUCACCUUUGUGACCGCCGACUUGACAAGCAUCCCGGCCGUGGACAGCCUGUUUGACGCGGCCAAGGCCGACGGCGUCAUCCACCUCGGCGCGUACCCCAUGCCCCUUCCGGGCCUCGACGACCGCGAGCUGCACAACAACAACGCUACCAGCAGCUACAACGUGCUCCGCACGGCCGUGGACAGGGGUGUCACGCGCAUCGUGCAGGCGAGCAGCGUCAACGCCCACGGCCUGUCGUAUGCGCCUCCUGGCCACACCAAGUUUGACAAGUUCCCCAUCACCGAGGAGGUCGAGCGUCGUCCGGAAGACGCGUACGCCCUGUCCAAGCACGAGUGUGAGAUCCAGGCCGACUCGCUCGUCCGCUGGGCUCCCGAGACGCGCAUCGCGUCGCUGCGCUUCCACAUGUGUCGGCCCGACUACGAGACGUCGUGGCCCGACACACGGGCGCUGGACCUGUUCGCAUGGACCUCGUAUGACGCCUGUGCGCGCGCGUGUCUCCUCGGUCUCACGUCUGAAGGUUGGUCCAGCCACGAAAUCUUCAACAUUGCCGCUCCGACGGUUUGCUGGGAAGGCAACGGGGUGGAAGAGGCAGACAGGCGUAAAGUGGGCCAGUCGGGCGAGGGCCUCAAGCUGCCCACGACGCUCGAGCUGCUCAAGCGCCACUGGCCGCACCCUUACGAGGUUGACGAGGAGUACUUUGCCAAGAACCCCAGGGGUACGAUUUGGGUGUCGACCAAGGCUGAGAGGAUGCUGGGGUGGAAGCACGACGUGUAG
This is a messenger RNA of Apiotrichum porosum, 909 nucleotides long. RefSeq lists its product as uncharacterized. The transcript has 2 exons. Bases 1 to 909 code for a protein of 302 amino acids. The record is from RefSeq and is a predicted model, not a curated record. Lineage: Eukaryota; Fungi; Basidiomycota; Tremellomycetes; Trichosporonales; Trichosporonaceae.